CCCAACUAUUCACAAGUCCUCAUCUCUGCUGCUUUAUGACUACAGAUUGUCUACCAAAAUGUGGGGCGUACGACUUUCUCCCGGCUCGUUUGUCUACUCUCUCUUUGGAAUUCAAUUCCAAGACGAGCAUCCCAAUGACAGACAAUCAUCUCUCAUCAGUCAAUUCGAUAACUUGAUCAAACACGCCCCUACCUCCGUCGAGAGGCUGAUUCAAGAUGGCGGUGCAUCGCCCAACUCAGGCAAAACCCAAGUCUGGAUAGCCUACUGGAAAUCCCACCCAGACUACCAAGCCUGGUGGACAGAUCCGGAUGUCUCUGCUUUCUGGUCCUCUCUUCCGCCUGAUGCAGGCAUGUGGCGUGAAAUAAUCACUCCCCAUAGCAGCCGAACGCAGCAUGGAACUAAUCAGACUACUCCCAUCGGACUUGGCCAUCUGGGAGAUCGUAUCCCGGUCGGUGAUAAGACUGGAUACUGGGGUUGUUAUCGACAUCGGAUGUCAGCUGAAGCGUCGGAUCGGAUGAAAACGCCGUUACAAGGCGCGCUGAGUCGAGCUUCUGCUGGUGCUUUAUCUUCUGACUGUCGAACCGUACGCCCUGGACGCGUCCACAUGACCAGAUUCCCCGAGAAUAUCUGUUUCGUCGUCGAGGGUCAGGAUCACUCUCAUCUGACCCCCGAGGAAACGGAGUGCUGGUUCAAACAUUUCGAUCAGCUCGUCACGCAGUGGAUCGUCGAUUUGACUGCUGCACCGCCGGAAUCGGGGAUUUUGGACGCUCGUCUGUGCUAUUAUCCGGAGGGUGGUACAUUCCGGGACUCAGCGCCUGCGGCACUGAACUAUAAUAAAAAGACGCAGUUUUUCUAUUUCACAGAUAUGAAUCACAUGCUGCGGUUUGGUCAGCAGAAUAAGGGCCAUGUGCAGUUGAGAAGCGACUUUAUGGAGGCAUAUUGGCCUGGUGGGCCGUUGAGUGCGACGGGACAGAUUGGCCUGUGGGUGGAGACGAGUGUGCUGAAGGAGGGAGAGCUGGAGUGUGAAUACGUCGGGUGUCUCGAGGGGACUGGAUUCAUGCCGUUUGACUCCAUGGAGGGGUUUACUUAGGAUUUACGUUUUCUGUUGAUUUAACUGGUGUCUAUUAUUCGGGCAUACCAAAUUGACGGUAAUUCUAGGAGUGAUGGAUUCAUGAAUUCAGAGAAUUUUGCUUUCAUCGCGCAUAGCUAUCAUUUCUAGGCUGAUUCGUAAUGGAAUAAACCAGUUAUUCCCGCUCAACC
Molecule: messenger RNA, 1260 nt
Organism: Aspergillus wentii DTO 134E9
Lineage: Eukaryota; Fungi; Ascomycota; Eurotiomycetes; Eurotiales; Aspergillaceae
Product: phenylacetaldoxime dehydratase family protein
Exons: 1
Coding region: 59-1090 (343 amino acids)
Source: RefSeq, a predicted model, not a curated record